Messenger RNA from Synchiropus splendidus (mandarinfish), 2741 nucleotides. It is a transcript of the gene arl8ba, whose product is annotated as ADP-ribosylation factor-like 8Ba. Bases 81 to 641 code for a protein of 186 amino acids. The record is from RefSeq and is a predicted model, not a curated record. Gene Ontology annotation, cellular component: lysosomal membrane. The transcript has 7 exons. Lineage: Eukaryota; Metazoa; Chordata; Actinopteri; Syngnathiformes; Callionymidae. Gene Ontology annotation, molecular function: GTP binding; GTPase activity. Gene Ontology annotation, biological process: anterograde axonal transport; protein transport.
ACUACUGCUCAGAACGCCACAUCUGACGAGGAGGCAAAGAGAGCCGCGAGUCCUGGUAGAGUUUGACCAUCGACUUCAAGAUGCUGGCCCUCAUUAACCGGCUCCUGGACUGGUUCAAGUCUCUGUUCUGGAAGGAGGAGAUGGAGUUGACGCUGGUUGGCCUCCAGUACUCGGGGAAAACUACAUUUGUUAACGUGAUUGCUUCUGGACAUUUCAGUGAAGACAUGAUUCCCACUGUUGGAUUUAAUAUGAGGAAGGUUGCCAAAGGAAACGUCACCAUCAAGAUCUGGGAUAUAGGAGGGCAGCCACGGUUCCGAAGCAUGUGGGAGCGGUAUUGCAGAGGAGUUAAUGCAAUUGUGUACAUGGUCGACGCAGCCGAUCGGGAAAAGGUGGAGGCAUCUAGAAACGAGCUUCAUAAUUUAUUAGACAAACCUCAGUUGCAAGGGAUUCCGGUCUUGGUUCUUGGUAACAAAAGGGAUCUGCCCAACGCUCUCGAUGAAAAACAACUCAUUGAGAAAAUGAAUCUGUCAGCUAUUCAGGACAGAGAGAUAUGCUGCUACUCGAUUUCAUGCAAAGAAAAAGACAACAUUGAUAUUACGCUUCAGUGGCUCAUUCAACACUCAAAAUCCCGAAGGAGCUGAAAGUGCGAAACAAGUUCUCCUGCUGGUUUUGUCAUGUCACCGUCAUGUCACAAUGAUAAUGUACAGUUCUAUUUUCAACUCACUGCUCGGUUCACUUUUUCCCUUAUGGUUUUGUUUUGCUCACUGAUAAACACACUACUUCAAAGAAAGCUCUUACAAAAGUUUGCCAAAGCAUCAAGUGUGCUUUGCAUUUACAUUGAUAGCGUGACUUGUCAUUCGGUCAGUGAUGCAUUCCCUUAUGAAUUUUAACACUAGCCUUGCAAUCUGCCCUCAUAAAUUGGCUCAUAAAUACCACGUGCGACGAAGACAUGUUUUUAAUUUGUCUUGCAGAUUGGGAAGCCUUAAUGAAAUGUAUGUUAAUACUGGGGAUUUAAAAGCCAGUAGAUGACUGAAUUGCAAGGCAUUAAAUUGAUUUAUAAUAAAUCCAAAUAUGUAGCCAUCCAAAUUUCACUGAGACUUGAAAUUGAUUCUGUGAAGAGCUACACAUCUAUAUGACGCACCUGAUAAGACCUGUUAGCUAUUUUAAAUGUCACUGGUGAACUUGAAUCAGUUAAAGGUGAAUUGUGCAUCCAACCAGGAUUAUCUACAUUGAUGUCUUGUGUAUAGUUUUACUCAUGUGCAGAAUGCACAUUCACACAUGGAUCUCUUGAGUAUGUGAAUGUUUUAAAAGUGCACCAUGCUGAAGGUUCACGGUGGCAAGUGUUUGUUAGAAGCCUGAUGUCCAUUGUGUCACCUCCACACUGCAAGUGUCAGGAUGUUAAGUGCCUUUGACAUGUCUUGUCUUUUGAAGCAGAGAGGCGCGCUUAGUGCGCUGGUCUGGGGAAGGACACAUGCGAUGAUCAAAAAAUGAAAGGCAUGGUAAUUUUUAAUAUGUGUGUGGUCAUUUUUCAAAAUUUGCAGCCAGACUCGUGUGCACACGAAAAAUGUGACAUGAUAAGUGACGGGACAAUUGUGAAACACAAAAACGACUUGCAUCAAGGAAGGCUCACAUUCUUUUGCUAAAAUGUAUUUUGAAAAUAGUGACAUUUUUUGGGAAACACAACUGUUAAUUGUGAAGUGAAAAGUAGGGAUGGAUUGAUGAGGUUUCCUGAGAAAGUGUCCUAAUUUUUAGAAGCCACUAGAUGGCACUGUUUGCUGUUAACCUUUUGGACAUGUUCGUCAACCCUGUAAUAUCAUCCAUCAGGGAGUAUAGUAUAGUAGUAUCAGGGAGCACCUGGAAGUGCGUGGUUUAUACUGAGGUGACAUGUUUUAAAUAAUUAUGCGUAUAUUAUGUGUUACACACAGAUUGAAAUCUAAAUUCAUACUGAGAUUUUAGUUGCUGGUAUUUGGAACCAAUGUAUUCAGGUAAAUUAUUGUGAGAUGCAAGACAUGAUAAGUGGGUAUAAAAUUAAAAAUAUUAAUUUAUGAGGCCCCUUCCAUUAAAACCAAAGCAUAUUACAUGAUAAUAAAUUGACUGUAAAUGUAGUACUGAUGUUUAACAAACUUAAAUAUUUUGUAAAGAAAUGCGGAAAAUAGUGAUUAGAUGAGACCCACAGUGAGGAAAUUGAAUUUGUCGCAGCAGCCAACAUCAACAAAGACACAAAAAGUACCAAAGUUAUUAAAGAUGCACAACACACAUCAAAGACGUGCACAAAGCAUCACCAUACGUUAAACUCAACUGGGGAAGUCAUAAGCCAUCAAACAACACAAGACAAAUGAAUAAGUAACUUUAAUAUGACAAAAAACACAGUAAGUAAAGUAUAAGUAAAUAGAUAAUGCAUAAUAGAUAAUAAAUUAAAUACAAAUGUAUAAAUAGAUGAUGAAUGGAAAAAGAUAAAUGAUAAAUAUUAACUUCUUACACAGUCACUAAGGACGAAAUUGACUUGUUUUAUAGAUCAGUGGAAAUAGAUAAGCUCAACUAUAACAGUGGUUCAAGUGAAACGUUUGUGAAGCCUGCUGAUCCUCUUGAGAAACAUGGUCUUUGAUUUAGAGGAGCUGAUCCUCGUCCCAGUAGCUUUACAGAUCUAUACAUGUAUAUACAUUUUGUCUUGCCUUUGGAUGAAUCUAAAUUUGAACUCCAGUAUGUGUUCUAUUUAAUAUAUGAACUAGCGAUCUUGUGUC